AUGUCCAAAAUUUCCACAUUUCUCAGUAGUUUGAGACCAGAUGGCGGUGGAGAUGCUCCUGAAGCUACGAAAACAGCAUUAAAUAAAGCAUUCGAUAUGAAUUUGGUUGAUUCUAAUACAAUAGUAUUGAUAUAUGCCGAUGCACCACCACAUCAUCCGACAACGGCUGGUUCUUCUUGGACAACAGAAGUAAAGAACGUCAAAGAAAAGGACUGGAUUCGAUUAUGUAAACUUUAUCAACAAACUGGCUGUACAGUAUUUUCAAUUAUUAACACAGCACAAUUUUGUACAUCAUCAUUUUACAUUCUGCUAAGUAAAUAUACGCAAGGCAAAACAUUAUUUUUAACAAGUGCAAAUGUAAAACUAUUUCAAAAUGUACAAUUAAUUUAUUUUUAA
Molecule: messenger RNA, 396 nt
Organism: Rotaria sp. Silwood1
Lineage: Eukaryota; Metazoa; Rotifera; Eurotatoria; Philodinida; Philodinidae
Source: the annotation of a GenBank genome assembly